Messenger RNA from Macrobrachium nipponense, 6945 nucleotides. Its product is annotated as acid ceramidase-like. Gene Ontology annotation, molecular function: N-acylsphingosine amidohydrolase activity. Bases 587 to 1084 code for a protein of 165 amino acids. The record is from RefSeq and is a predicted model, not a curated record. Lineage: Eukaryota; Metazoa; Arthropoda; Malacostraca; Decapoda; Palaemonidae. The transcript is spliced from 10 exons.
UUGUCAUUGAGAGUUUUUGAGACCCAUGUGUUCCAAGUCUGACAUUCGGAACGAGGAACUUCGGAAGUUUGUUUAGCCAGCGACUUUUGAACGUCAAAGAUGAAGGGCUGCGGUCUUCUGUUCCUUUUUGUGUCCGUAAUAUUAAACGCAGACAGCUCCAUUGCGUCAGAAGAAACAGUAGUAUGUGAGGAAUCUGCUUAUCCACCUGACAACAAGGAUUUAAUUCCAUUGUACGUGGUAAACUUGGAUCUUUCUCCAUUACAGCGAUGGGCACCACUCGUAAUCGACAAAAGACACAUGCUUCAUGAAUUAGUGGAUGACGUCAAGGACCUCUUGGAAUCUUUAGCUGGUGAAAAGAUUUUUAGAAUACUUAUGAAAAGCCUUGAUUCGAUGGGACAAGAAAAACAAGACUUGGAAAGUUGCAGAACUCCUUCAUCCUUUAACUGUCCACUUGCAAUUCAAGAAAGAAGGGAAGGUCAUCUUUGAGUCCACAAGUUUUGCUGGUUAUGUUGGAAUUCUUACAGCAGUUCGAAAGGACAGUUUUUCGUUGUCUUUGGACAAAAGAUUCAGCUGGAAUGGUGGUUUUAUGGGACUUCUGGAAUGGAUUCUCUUCAAAGACCAUAGCCAAAGUUGGGUGUCGUUCUUGACUCGAGAAGUAAUGCAAGAAGGGAAUGAUUACGAAGAUGCCAAGCAGAUUCUUUCCAAAACCAGACUUCUUGCUCCUGUCUAUUUCAUAUUGGGUGGAACAAAACCAGGGGAGGGGUGUAUUAUCACACGAGAUCGAGACCACUCCGAUUUAUUAAAUCUCUGGACAACAGCUAAUGGGUCAGGAUCCUGGUACCUUGUGCAGACUAAUUAUGACCAUUGGAAACAGCCGCCCUUUUUUGACGACCGUAGAACACCGGCUAAUCAGUGUAUGGUGGAGGGAGGAGCAAAGAAUGCAUCUUUAAGACUGAUUUAUAAUGUGUUGUCAACAAAGCCUGUCCUGAACAAGGAAACCAUCUACACCACUUUGAUGUCAGCCAAAAGUGGCGAGUUCAGUAGUUGGCUACGAUAUUGCCCUGACCCUUGUUGGCCUUGGUAAAUUGCUUUUAUGGUUUCUAUAGUACUUCAUAUGGUUCAUCAUAGGUAGUCUAGACAUCAUGUCUGCAACAACUUUCAUCUUACCUGGGAUGUACUCCACAACAAAAUCAAAAGCACUCAAAUCCUCUACUGUUCAUGCAACCCUAGCAUCCACUCCUUUCAUUCUCUGCAGGUACACUAGAGUUUGGUGGUCUGUACGUGCCACAAACCUCACUCCAUAGAGAAACGGUCGUAAAGAUUUCACAAGAAUCGCAAUGCAGCCAAUUCUCUCUCAACAGUCGAGUACUUUCGCUUUACUGAACAAAAUGACUUACAUACAUAUGCCAGCUCUCAAUCUCUUUCAUUUGCAUUCACCACUUGUUUCUGUAUCAAACAUCCCCCCAUCGACACUCCACUCGCAUCCGUACACACUUUUAACUUACUGGCAUUUACAUUAUAGUCAGGGUAAGCCAACUCUGCAUCCUUCACCAUUUUCUCUUUCAAUUUCUCAAAUUCUUUCAUCAUCCUCUCAUCCCACCUCACAACUGUACUCUUUGUACAGCCUGUCCAUUCUGACAACGGCUUUGCAAUAUCCUAGCAAUUUUCCACAAAGUUUCUUCCAAACUCAAUCAACCCCAAAAAUCCUGGCAACUCUGUCACAGUCCUAGGUCAGGGAAAAUUUCUCACUUUUUCUACAAACUUUUCAAACACCAGACUCACUUAUGACCCAAAAACUCCACCUCAUAUAUGAACCACUCACACUUACUUAGUUUGACUUUCAACUCCCACCUCCUCUAACUUAUUCAACACCCCUUGCACCAAUCUCUUGUGCUCUUCCACAGUCAUGCUCACUACCAAAAUGUUAUCAAGAAACACCAGCCCAAAACUAAGAUUGCAGAACUGAUACUGUUUUUUAGUAGUCAAGGAAGCAAUUAUAGGUCUACAAUCUUCUGCCACUGACAUCUGAUAAUAUCCUCUUACCAGAUCCAUCUUACUGAACACUUUCAUCCCAUGCAUACUUUUGUACACAGAGUCAGACACCACACACACACAUAGGAAAUCUUUCACUGUCACUUCAUUUACUCUUCGAUAAUCAAUACACAUUUGGAGUCUCCCAUCAGGCUUCCUUACUGGCACAAUUGGACUUAUUCCAAGCGCUCUUACGGGUUCAGUCACUCUUAUCCUUUCUACUCUUUACACUGCUCUCUAAUCUCUCUUGUUACCUGAGCUGGAAAAUGUCAGGGGUCUGAUAAAUCGGUGUAUCAUCAGUCAGUCGAAUACGGAAUUCUGACAACCUAGCUGUCCCAAAGUCCUCAUCACCUUAAUUCAAGACACCCUUUCUUUCCCACAACAACUUGUACAUCUACUUUUUCUCUCUUUCACUCAACUUCUUGUUCAAUCUCACCUUUUCCUAAGCUUUUCUUUAUUCCACUCUUCUGACUUGCCUCCUUCAGCCAUCACAUCAUACCCUUUAACAUGCUCACCAUUACUCAAAGUGACUACUCUUCUUAAGCUUCCCAGUCAAUCACCAAGAUGUAUGCCUCUCCAUCUUUUCUUUUUCACAUAUCACACCUGUACACACACCUUUGGAUCUUUUACAUCCACAAUUCCAUCAAACACCUCACAACACACAGGGCUACCAUCCAACAUGAAAAUUUCACCCAGACUCUGCAUUGACUCCAACAUUGGUUCUCCACCCUACUUUCACACUCCACACACUCCCCAAAUCUCUUGGCAAUUGGAUGUCCUCCAUCACAUACACUUCUACUCCAGAAACCAACUUCAAACUUGCUUGUCCAUCCUCCUCUACAUUACAACUUCACACUCAUUUCUUUCUCCAUUCUUAUUUCUAUCAUGUCUUGUUCUGGGUAAACCUUUACCCUGUUUUUCUUCAAAAUUACAUAUCCCAGCAACGUAUUGUACUUCUCAUUCACUCUGUCCACAAUGUAAAAAUCAUUCUCCUCCAGCCGUAUUCCUGCAACUGCAACUGACUCAACAAAACUUCACUUCCAAUUCUCCAAUCCCUGUUACAUAUCCAGCACAUUCCUGACUCUGGCCUACAUUUUCUUUUAUUUUCUCAUGUGCAUCUCUGAAAACCACGUUUCCACUACAACCAUUAUCAUUCAGUGCUUUCAAUAACACUCCACCACAUUCUACUCUUAACACACAAACAAUGAUCUACUUGUUUCCCAAAACAGAUAUUCCCACUUACAAACCCUUUUCUCACAUGCAACACAACUAUCCCUUCUAUACCAGAGAGCUCACCAUGGUAAACCCCCUCAGCAAUUAGCUUCCCUGGAGUUGUGGUUUGCUACGGCAGACUUCUUUCACGUGACUCUCCAUUCCACAUCCUUCACACUUUCUCAUUGGGUUCUUAAAUAUCUUUCCACAGCCAAAACACUUUCCCUUGCAGGCAAUGCACCAUUAUAUGCCCUCUCUUCCCACAGCCUUAACACUCGCCAUUGGCUCAUCUACAGUCCGCCUAUACAUUCACAGUUCUUUUACACCUGAAACACACUUUAGUAUUACUGCUCACUCCUGUCUGUCUUUCCCACACAUUCCCAUUUGCUCUACUCACACUUCCACUCCUAAACCUCUCUUGGCUUCUGCUCCAGCUCCUUUUUCCAUUAUUCCCCACAUUCACUUGCACAUUCUUUCUUCCUCUUUCCUCCCAGUCUCUCCUACACGCCUCCAACAAGGCUUCCAUCACACUCAGUCCCUCACUUGCCACAACCUCCUUCCAUUCACCACUUGAGAUGCAACAUGUAUCACCUUUGGUUCGUCCUCAUAUAUUCUCAGAUCUCUAAAGCAUCCUCCCAACUUAAGCUCUUUUCCAACUACCACUUCCAAUCUUUCUGCUUUUCAUUGAGGAUUACCUUAAUUUUCUCAGGGAUGGUGACUAAGAACUUUCUCAUGAGAUGUUUGUUUUCUUCAAUUCCUUUCUCUCUAUAUUUCCUUCUGGCCAAUGAAUCUAGCCCCAGCCUUCAUUUUCACCUCCUCAAAUCCAUCAUCCUUCUUUUAGACCACACUCCCUUUCGUUCUUUUUACCUGCCCAAUCACUUGCUUUUACUGACUCAUACCCUGAUUCACCCUUACACAUACUUUUAUAGCACAUCUUCAACUGCCCAUCCGAGAACUCUCCCAGCUGCUUCAUCCACACGGUAUCAUUCUCUGUGUACUUUUGUCUACAAUACUUCUCUUAAAUGUCAGAAAACUCGUGUAUGUCUCUUCCCUGUCUUCUACUACUACUACUACUACUACUACUACUACUACUACUACUACUACUACUACUACUACUACUACUACUACUACUUCUUCUUCUUUCACUCCUCCUAUCAUCCUCAACUUCCAAGUCCAAACUAUCCCUCAAAAUCCAGAAACCCGAUUCCUCUUUCCUCGCUCCUCUCCCAUUUUGUGUUUUCUUCUUUCCUCAUUUUUUCUUGCUACUGUCCUUAUCACUUUCAUAUGCCUCACUCAUACCUGUCUUUAUCAUUGGCAUCCCCCCUUACUCUUACUUAACAACUUCCCCUUUCUUAGGGGUUUUCUCCUUUGCAUCUUUUGCCUCAGCAUCCUCAACUCCCUUCCUAACACUUGGCUUAGUUUUAGCCAUUACAGCCACUUUCUUUGCCAUCUCACACAUUUUCUUGUCCUUUGCCUCCAUUCUUGCAGCUAAUCUACUUUCCCUUUCCUGGGCUUUACCCAACUGGUCUUGUAUAUUAAUCACCAUGCACAUCAGCCUGUCUAACAUCUUUUUUUAAAAUCUUUCUCCCCUUUACCUUCCAAACCUGCUCCCUCUACCAUCAUCUCCAAUUGUGUACCCCACUCUAACUUAACUAUCAAAAGGUCUCAUGUUGGGCGCCAAAAAAAUGUGGGGGUCCUUCUUUACACAAAUGAAGUGGGAUAGUGGGAAUAAAUUUCAAGGUUCUCAAAUGAAAAUCUAAUUUUCCUUAACCUAAUUUAUUACCUUAAUAUUACAGUAUGCAACUUACUCAACUUUAUCCCUAGCUCAUCAGACCUAUCCUCCUAUCUCUGUAUGUACCUAACGUAGCAUAACUUAAAAUUGCUUAAUAUUACCUAAAUAUUACCCUAACCACUUAAGAAUCUAAACUUAUUUCCUUAACUUAAAUAUUGCAACGACUAUCUAAUUUCCUUAACUUUAAUAUUGCAAUGACCAUCUAAGAAUCUCAGUCUGAUAUUGGUCUUAAUCCUUCACUUUCCCCCACAUAGAAUGAAAAUUCUUCCAAUGUUUGGAAGAUAGGUUUGUCACGUCCACUUAGGAUUGUCCAGCAAAGAUUAAUUGAGAACCUACGGUCCUUACUCCUGUACUUUAAAUCAAAUUCGAUAAACAACUUCACUGUUGAACCGGUUUACACACUUGUCAUCUUUCCUCAAGUACUGUACCAAGUCCUCUCCCUUUCUAGACAGUGUUCUUUGUAACUUGAUUCCAUCACUGUAUCCAAGAGAGGUGGGCAUCUAAGUUAAGGGGCAAAAUGCUCACUCAUCCCCAUCUACCAAACUCCAAUAAAAAAGGAAACCAAACAUUAGUUAAACAAUCCCUCACCCACAAGAACAUAAAAAUGAAAAAUAUUAAUUAAAUCCCAAAAAAUAGUUUCAAAAUUGCCUAAGCUAAUAAAAAAAUUAUGUAGAUAUUUAAUUAGUACACACCCAAUUUUGUCAUACUACCACAGGAUUUCAUAAGAAAAAUAAUUUGAGUAGAAGCUUACGCCCAAAUAACGCAGGUCAUCUGUUAUUAUGCCAAACCACCAACUGUAUGAACUGAUGUUAUCCUCACAAUAAAAUUUGCUAGGUUUUUAUAGCUUUUCAGUUAUUAGAAUUCGGGUAAAGGAUUGUGUACAUGUGUACAUUUUAGAUUUAUAUUUAUUGUUAUUUAAUAAGAAAUUACAGGGAUUUUUCAUCGGGCGACACAGGUCUUCCCCCAGAAAUUGAUUUUUCCUACGUCAAAAUCCCUUUUUUUUUUAAUUAAGGGGUGACUAGCUACUUUUUGGUAUAAAAAAUCUAAAUUUAAAAAGCUGCUAAAAUUCUUCCUAAAGCAUUCAAGAAUCCAUCACAACAUACAGAAAACACUGUAGAUCAGUUUGUGGGCUGUUUGUCAGCACCGAGGGUGUAAGGUGCAACCAGCCUUUACUGUAGCAAAAACUGUCCCUAUUUACUCAACCAUAACAUAGUCAUUUUACCCCAUAAAAGUAAGUGAUCACAGUAUGGAAUCAGUUUGGUUGAGAGCUAUGGUUGUUGUGGUACCGAUUGUAAGCAUACAUACAGGAGCUACUCAGUAAAUGAGACUUCAGUUGCUCUCAGAAAGAGAAAGGGAAAGCAUAUUGCUCCUAGAUUUGCGCCAUGCACAGCCCUGUUGAGUCCCUUUAAAUUUUUUGGGCAAAUACUGUAAUAAAAGUUAUUUUCUAGUAUGCCUUCUAUUUUGUUGAAACUUUGGUAUUGCUUUGGCAGUUUAAUGGUCACAUUUGGAUAUUUCCAAAUACUAUAAAACUAAUAUAAAUAGCAAAUACUACUGUAUAACGUCAUGACAUCAUAACUCUUGACAAUUGUACUCAUACAUACAAGCAACCCAUAAUUUGCAAAGAUUUUAUUUUUACACCAAAGUAGUUAGUCGCCCUAUAAUGUAAUUAUUGUAUGUAUAGUAUUUCCAAAUUCUUGAAGUGUUUAUGACUUACAUAUAUUAAAGUUAAUGAAUUGUACAGAUUACUGAAAAGGUCAGAUUCUACUUUAUAAAGGUGACUGUUAGCUACCAUAUAUAUCUUUUUCAUGAGCUCUCAUACUUGUGGAAGCCACAACUUAUGCUGUGUAUACUAGUACAUUCAUAAAGAUGAUGAUGGACAUUUUUACAAAAUAAUAAAAGUAUGCUUGAAA